Peniophora sp. CBMAI 1063 is the source of this 1887-nucleotide messenger RNA. The record is from the annotation of a GenBank genome assembly. Lineage: Eukaryota; Fungi; Basidiomycota; Agaricomycetes; Russulales; Peniophoraceae.
AUGUCAGACAACGAGGACGUGCUCAACAUUCAGCCCAAGAAGAAGGCCGGGAAACAAGCUGGCCCCGUCUGUACCUCGAGGGCACCACCAUCCUCACCAACUACGAACACCAGCGAUGACGGUCACGAUCUUGAAACAGCCGAUGAGGAUGCGUCUAUCCGGUCUCGCCUCCGCCCGAGGUCUCAGCAGCAACAACCGCCGCCACCACCCCCAAGGGCCAAGUCAGCGAACGGAAAAGCAAAGGCUGCUGCGGAGAAGGAGGCGCGCGAUGCACAGGCAGCUGCCAAAGCCGCAGCAGUAACGCGCGCACACGAGAACUUAACGCGAAUGGACGUUGACGAGGCUGAACGGGCUGAACUCGAAGACGAUCCACUGGCAGAUGCCGUUGACGACGUUAACGACUUUUCUCGGUCAUCACGUAAAUUCAACUCGAUUUUCUUGAGCGAGGAACCCAUAGAGCUGAGUUCGGACGACGGCGCGCCCAAGGACGAUUCGUCCGACUCUGGUGCAGAUGAACAUGACAAGCGUCGGAAGCCAACUACAGCGGCAUCGAGCCGUGAGUCGAACCAUGCCACGGCGGAGGCCGAAGCCAACGCCGCGCGCAAACGUGCUGGUUCAGAUUCAGUCAAUAUCAAAGCCACCGUUCCGAAGAAGAAACGCAAUGCGGAAGACGACAAGGCCAAUACUAUGCGCAAAGGCCGCAAGAAUUUGAAGCCGGGCUGGGAGAUUGAAGACGAGGAAGAGGGAAAGGAAAAGGCGGCAAAGAAGGCGAAGGGUAAGAAGCUGGGCGGUAUGCAAGAUUCGGACGUCGAGAUGGACCGGGACGACAUCAAGGCCAUGAGCAAGGGCCAACGACGCGGCGGAAACGCGCGCGCGCGCGUUAUAACCCGCGUUUCCACACCCACUGCUGUGGAUUCGGACCCGGAGGACUCUGGGUCUGAUAAGAAACCUACCACUCAGCCUCCUGCUCGCACCGCGAAGACGCCCAAAAAGCGUCGCGAUCGCGCGACGUCCGCGUCGGGCGCGCUCUCCAUCUCUUCCUCUCCCGCCAUCAAGACUGGUGUCGGCAAGGAUUGCCUUCCUCCCCCGUUCAAAGCAAAGUAUGGCGCUGUGUCGGCCACAGUCAUCGAGUGGGCUCAUACCCUGAAGAAGCCAUGGGAUCUGACUCAUCGCGAGGAUCGCGCCGACCAGGGCAUCUCCUUCGAGCACGCUCUUGCGAUGAUCAAGGAGACGUUUGACGACCCCGAGGACAAGGCCGCGUUCGCAAACUAUCAACUUACUCCCGGUGCUGCUCCAUUUACUCAUUUGAAGCAGCUCAUAUACCGAACUCGUGGCGAUCUCCUUCUCAACGGCAACAAAUUCAUCCUCAACCUUCUUGCUGAACGCUUCGAACUCAAACUACCACUUCCUGGCUCACCGAAAGUGGCUCUCGCCAGGGUUCAGAAGGAGACUACGCCUGCCAGAGUCAAACGGUUCAUGACGGCCUACUGUACCAGUAAGCGGUGGUUUUAUGCAGACUCCGAGAGGAAGUCGGGGCCCCUACAAUCCGAACUCAUCCUCACGCUUUUUGGCUUCUACCUCUCGCUCAUUGACAAAUCACUACUCGGGUUUCCUGAUUCCCGUGCUGCUCUCGCGAUCUGUGCUAUUGUGGCUCGCCGCGUUUCGGAGGCUUGGAGAGACGGCACGUACAACCCGCCUGUGCUCGUCAACGAGCCGACCACGAGGGAACAAACGGAAUCGUACAUGAAGGGCACGGUUCGCAAUGUCUGCGUGACUAAUAAGCAGUACCAAGAUAUCGCAUCGGCAGCGCGCCAGUGCUACGUCGCCGAAGACCGAUCGGGUGGUACAGGCUCAGAUGGAUAUGACUCUACGAUGGACGCUUUUUGA